AAUUUAUUGAGAAAAAUUCGUCAAGAUGUUCGAAGCACGUUUACCACAAGGAGGUCUCAUGAAGAAGAUUCUAGAAGCCCUAAAGGAUUUAGUUGUCAAUGCGAACUGGGAUCUCUCCGCCGAGGGUAUGUCUCUGCAAGCCAUGGAUAACUCUCACGUAAGUUUAGUGAGCGUGUUACUGCAGAGCAGUGGGUUUGAAGAGUACAGAUGUGAUCUUAACUGUGUCAUGGGCAUCCAGCUGGCCACCAUGAUCAAGGUUAUGAAGUGCUGUAAUAACGACGAUUCUCUCAAGAUGGAAUACAAAGAUGAUCCUGGUGAUUCUGUAACCUUCACAUUCGAAAGCCCAAACCAGGAACGAACAUCUGAGUUCACUGUCAAGCUUAUGCAGAUUGAUUCUGAACAUCUUGCUUUGACUGAUGAUGGCUACGAUGCUAUGAUUACCAUGCCUUCUGCUGAGUUCCAAAGAAUCUGCCGUGAUCUCUCUGCCUUUGGAGAUGCUGUAACGAUAGCUGUUAUCAAGAACUCCGUGACGUUCAACGCUUCCGGAGACCUUGGAGCUGGAACUAUUACUCUCCUUGAAACCAACAGCGAAAAAGAGGAAGAAAAAGUUCAGAUCGAGAUGGAUAACCCGGUAGCCCUGACUUUCGCAUUCAAAUAUCUCCACUAUUUCUGCAGAGGUGCUCCCCUUAGCCCACUCGUGAAACUCACUCUUAGGAACGAUUCUCCUCUGGUGGUCCAGUACGAUAUUGCCGACUUCGGUAAUAUCCGUUACUUCCUUGCUCCUAAAGUCACUGACGAGGAUGAAGCUGCAUAAAGUAAUUCUUGGCAUGGCAGGUAAAGGACAAUUUUUUAACCUAUUAUAUUGUAUUUGAAUGAAAAACCUUCAGAACUGCACACUAUUUGAAUUCAAUCAAAAUAUGAAAUUAACUUAUCAAUUAAAAUAACUGAGAAGUUUUCACCUUUAUAUAAUAACAUCAGAAGGCUCAAGUGGAUUUAAUUAUGUUCUCGAAAUUUUUAUUUCCAUUUUUAGAUAAUUUAUGUUUCUAUCAGGGCUAAUGACAGCCUAGGUUUUAACUAAUUUUUACCAUUUUUAACAAGUUUUAUUGUCUCCAGCUGUCCCAAUUAAGAUAUAAUUCAAUCUUGAUCUUGGAUCGCUUAACAUCAUUGAAGUGUUGACAGUGUUAAAUUGUAGUAUUUAUCUGCAAUAAUUGUUUAUGUAAUUUUCAAUUAUUAGUUCUUGAUAAUAUUUGAAAUGAGAAAUCAUUACUCUCCA
Messenger RNA from Bolinopsis microptera, 1273 nucleotides. RefSeq names its product proliferating cell nuclear antigen-like. Gene Ontology annotation, molecular function: DNA polymerase processivity factor activity; DNA binding. Lineage: Eukaryota; Metazoa; Ctenophora; Tentaculata; Lobata; Bolinopsidae. Gene Ontology annotation, biological process: translesion synthesis; leading strand elongation; mismatch repair. The transcript is spliced from 2 exons. The record is from RefSeq and is a predicted model, not a curated record. Gene Ontology annotation, cellular component: PCNA complex. The coding region runs from base 26 to 814 and encodes 262 amino acids.